GGAGGGAGGGUGGAGUCUGGUGGGGGGGUGAUCACGUGGUGCUGUCGGUGCCGGGAUCAUGGCGGAGCUGACAGCUGAGGACGCCGCGGCGCUGUCGCUGCUCCUGCAGGCUCCCUCAAAGGAGGCUCUGCGAGCGGUGGUUUCCCGGGCGCUGUCGCCCUCCGCCGCCCUUCGCACGGGGCUCAAGGAGGAGGUGAUGGGAGCCCUCGAGCUGGCGAGCAUCGAGCACGCGGAGCAGCUGGUGCUGGCGCUCGCGGCUCUGGCGAAGCGCGCCGUGUUUGUGUGCCCCGUGGGCCCCGAGGAGGCCCUCCGCUUGCUCCCGGAGAAGCUCCCCGCCGGCCUGAGGACGCUGCUGGCAAAGGCGCUGCUCGACAACGUGCCAGCAUGGAGAAGUGAGCUGAUCUCUGACCAGGUGUCUCUACCUCGCCUGGCCUCCAUGGAGUGGAGCGUGCACGUGAAGGCCGCCUCUGACGAGGUUGCGCAUCUAGCUGUCCCUACCUGUCUCCUGCAGCUGCAGUUGGAGGGUGCGGAGGAGACGGGGCCGCUCACAGUGGAGCUCGGACGUGAGACACUGCACACCCUGCUGGACACGCUGGGGCGCAUCCGCACGCAGCUCUCUGCCGUGGCGCAGCCCUGAGCGGGUGGGGGAAUGCGGGAGCGAGGAUGAUUCACGAGGAGCCGUGUGACGUUUCGUCUCCUCCUUCUGCACAGGGACAAAUGCUGCUCCUGUGCACCACGCCAUCUGGGGAGUUGAGGGUUGGCAGAGCCUGGAAUUGGCCUAACAUCCCAAUGUAGGACCGUGGAGCUUGGGUAAUUAUUUGCCCCGGUUCUGGUUUGCCCUCUCGCUUGCCCGUGGUAUCCCAUGCCUCCGAGCAGUAUUUGUGCGCACUUUACAAAUUCUACAGCGUUUUGAGAUUAAUGUUACAUGCGGGACUACAAAUAAAACAUGGGAUCUCCAGCAACAGCAGCGUACAGUUUGUAGUCCAGCCAUCCUCAUGGUGAGAUUUGAAAACCAGUAAAGGCACUAUCUUUGAAUCAGCCUUUAGUUGCCGUUUUGAACCAAAAUUAUGUUUUUAUGGGAGCAAUCGAGUUAUGUAAAUGAAUCGCAGUGCCUGUCGAUGAAUGAUAUCGAGCAUUGCACAUAUUGUAAUAAAAAAAUGAUCGGAUAAAAUGUCCGUGACUACUUCAAAUGGUGCCCAGCCAUUCCCACUCUGUUCUAGGCCUGCCUGCACAAAUGAGCUUGGUCCUGAUGCCAAAUGUGCAAAUAAGUGUCUAUCGCAUUUCAUAUGAUUCCGUUCUAUCCCUUCUACUCCCUCUCUCUGAUCACAGCCCUCCAUGACAUACCCAGGCAUGGCACGUUGGCUGGGCAGGACAUUAGGUAAAGACAGGGCGAUGAUGGCUAUACAUUUUUUCACAAAAAAUUCAACAAAGUAUGCUGGGCUACGGCUGCGUAGAUUGAACGUUCACACGUGUUGUAAUUGAUCACUGUGUGGAGUUAAUACGCUCAAUUACUUUGGAGAUGACAACGAAUGUCUUGGUGACCCCUUGAUGACAACAGGGUCACCACGGUCGGAGCUCGGGGCGAGUUGAAGCAAGAGGGACGAGCGAUCGUUCAAUAUACUGCUCCCCACUUUCAAAAUCAUGGGGACACAGUGUCAGGGUUGGCACGUAUUACCACGCAGUGGAAAGGUGGUGUUGGAGACGCGCUGUGGUAGGCUGUUUGAAUAAUGGUUGUUGUUUAAGUGAGGCUGUGGUAGGGAGUGCACUACGCCAUGAACCAGGCAACCCGAGUUUGAGUCCUCGUCACGACAAGUGAAGAGUGGUAUCUGAACCAGUCCUAGGUACCCCCCUUCACUAAACUGCUCUGAUCAGAGUGAUAAAGUUCGGUGAGAGAGUCCCCCCCCCGAACCCGACACGGUGUGUUGAGGCCUUCAUCCAGCAAUGGAUUAGCCCGAAGUACUUUAUUUGCUGGUGUAAACUUGACUUGUGUUAUUGGAUGUGUCGUAGCCGUUCACUGAAUGUGAACAAGAAGCUGAAGGUGACAAAGAGGCAAACGCUGCUGGGAGGUUUGUGCUAAGAUGGCCAACGAUGGCAAAACAAGUUGUGUUUGGACACCAUGGGCUCACGCCAAACGCUUGGUCUGAAGAAUGGACGCAGCUUGGUGGAGAGAACGGGCCAGCGUCUGGCUUUGAUCAACACUUGAUAUCCGGCUUAAAAUUAGUACAGUAAGUCGUAAUUUAACGCGAAAGGUGCAUUCCUGAAAAGUGCUGCGUUAAGCGAAAAACGCAUUAAACAAAAACAAUUUCCCCAUAAAGUAACGAUACAUUUUGGCGAGAUACGAUGUAUUGACGAUGUACUAGACAGUGAGAAGGCAGGACAAAUAACCACCUUAUAAGAGUAACUCUAGGGUAUGCCACCAUGUUACUGUAUCAUUCCAAGUACUGUAUAACUCCUCAGCCGUGCAGCUCAAGAGAGUGUUCAUCGUCGACCACGUUAUAAUGGUGCGCGUUUCGUGUUACAGCGGUGUGCAUUCCACCUUAUAAGAGUGCACGUUCCGCGUUUUGAGAAGUGUUCCCGAAUGGAAGAACCGCGUAGUUAAAAUGCGUUGUGUGAACACCGCGCGUUAAGCGAGCAUGGUGGUUGUCAUCAAGAAUGCCGAUUCUUGCGGGCUCGUUUCAGAAGUCUAAUUUUGUCUGUAAAUGAGUAGGAAAUGAGAUUGUAGAAUUAUAUUAAACUUGAUUUACUAGCACUUAUUGUGGGAUG
This is a messenger RNA of Lethenteron reissneri (Far Eastern brook lamprey), 2763 nucleotides long. It is a transcript of the gene COMMD9, whose product is annotated as COMM domain containing 9. NCBI's taxonomy places the organism in Eukaryota, Metazoa, Chordata, Hyperoartia, Petromyzontiformes, Petromyzontidae. The record is from RefSeq and is a predicted model, not a curated record.